Molecule: messenger RNA, 1206 nt
Organism: Serendipita indica DSM 11827
Lineage: Eukaryota; Fungi; Basidiomycota; Agaricomycetes; Sebacinales; Serendipitaceae
Source: the annotation of a GenBank genome assembly
AUGCUCGCUACAACGUCGUCCUAUACCGCCGCGGCCAUUGUGCUCGCAAACCUCGCUGCCGUCGUCCACGCUCAGUCGUCGGGAGCGUCAGCAUUUACGCCGCUCGCAUCCCAAAGCUUUACGUAUACUGCUCUCCCAUACCAGGCAGAUACUGGAACAGGUGAACGUGGACCCCAGUCUGGCUACAACAUUUGCAACUCGACGACCGAGAACCAACAGUCCAAGUGCCAGACGGCCAUUAUCAACAGCAUUGACGGUGAGUCGGCCAUGCCUCGUCCCCCUGCGCGCUCGGUGGUCGUCCAAUCACCACCGCCACUUUUGCCUGUCCUUUGUUCACCACUUCUCAUCUGCCCGCACAGAUUUCUGCCUCUGGGCCCCCAGGAUCCAAACAGUGUGAUCGGAAACGUCGAAGGCGAGUGCGUUGCCUGGUGUACAAAGCCCGGUCAUGGAACGCGCUUAAUUCCUGCUGGCGCUCUCACCGCUGUCCAAUUUAUGAAGACGCCCGACUAUGUUCAAGUCACCGGUCUCAUCAACCAGGCACUCAUCAACAUUGCCCCCAACGACGAUGGUGGCGAGUUGGACCCGCACGGUGCAGAUCAGCGCGGAAACCCACUCGGCGGGCUCGUCUUUUCCAACGCAUUCCCUGCAUCCAACGGUAACGCGAACAACUAUGUCCAGGCGAUUGAAUGGCACAAUUUCAUGGGUGGAAGCGCCUUUUGUCUCAAAGCCUGCGAUCCCUCGCGUCCCAAUGCUGCUCGUCUGUGUGAACACGUGUUCGAUCGAAUUGGAUGCCAGUACAACGCACCUGCUGCCUAUGCUCCAAAUGUCUUUGAGUCUUGCCUCGGUGAUAGCCAAGAUUUCCCCGGUGUAUAUACGGGUGCCAAUGGUGUCGUGAGCACGUACAGCCAGCCUCCCGAGUCGUUGGGAGCCAUCACUGCCAUCCCGUAUACCCCCCGUAUCCCGGCAAGCUCGUCGUGCACGCCCUACACGAGCUCUGCAAUCUAUACUGCCAAUCCUAGCGCGUCCAUUUCGACGUCGACUAGCUCGAGUAGCAGCACCUCGCGUACGGGCACGACGUCUCGCUCGACGUCGACACGUACCGUCACGCCGUCGAGCACAUCUACGCCCGGUGCUGGGUUUGUGAGUGCAAAGGCAUCGCCCGUUCUUGCCUUGUUCGCCGCGCUGGCCGGGUUCGCCAUGUUCUAA